Messenger RNA from Cutaneotrichosporon cavernicola, 1467 nucleotides. RefSeq lists its product as uncharacterized. Gene Ontology annotation, cellular component: catalytic step 2 spliceosome. The transcript is spliced from 12 exons. Gene Ontology annotation, biological process: vesicle-mediated transport; mRNA splicing, via spliceosome. The record is from RefSeq and is a predicted model, not a curated record. The coding region runs from base 1 to 1467 and encodes 488 amino acids. Gene Ontology annotation, molecular function: protein binding. Lineage: Eukaryota; Fungi; Basidiomycota; Tremellomycetes; Trichosporonales; Trichosporonaceae.
AUGUCCGCCAACGCGGCCAACUCUUUCCAUUCCCAGCUCUCAGGCUUUCGCUGGGCGAACUCGGUCCAGGACGAUUCGGCUGGCUCGACCAACAACAAUUCCUCUGGCAACAUGUUCAGCCGCACAUGGAAUAGUUUCAGUGGCUAUAUCCCUCUGAGGAACGAAGGACAAAGCGCUGAGGAGGAAGCGUAUUUUGCACUCUCACGAUGGGAACGCUUCUUGGGAUUUAUUGCAUGCUGCCUCGGAGGGAUGGCCUGCUUCGCUAUCGCGUUCCUCUUCCUCCCCAUCCUCGCUGUCAAGCCGCGCAAGUUUGCACUAGCCUUCACCCUUGGAUCGAUCCUCUUCAUGAUGGGUUUUGCCAUCCUACAUGGCCCCGUGAACCAUCUCAAGCACAUCAUCUCAGCUGAGCGCCUGCCGUUUUCUGUCGCGUACUUUGGCUCCCUGGGCCUCACUCUCUUCUUCGCCAUCGGUAUCCGCAGCACGAUCGGAACUCUCGUCGCCGCCAUCGUUCAGGUGGUUGCUCUGCUCACAUAUCUUGCUGCGUACUUCCCCGGCGGCGUCACGACUCUGCGCUUCGGUGGACAGAUGGCCCUCGAGCACCAAGGAGCAGUCAAUGUUGUGACGUACAAUCACGGAGCGAAGUACCUCCUCUCGGGCUCGAGCGAUAGGACGAUCAGGCUGUGGAACCCGAUACUGGGCAAGGAGAUCAAGUCCUACAAGGGCCACGCACACGAGGUCCUUGCGCUGGACAUCUCGCAUGACAAUGCGCGCUUCGCGAGCAGCGGUGGCGACAAGAUGGUGCUCCUGUGGGAUGUGAUGAGUGGGCAAGUCCUCCGGCGCUUACAAGGCCACUUUGGCAAGAUCAACGCGGUUGCGUUCAACAACGAUGGCGGAAUCCUCGCGAGCGCGGGGUUCGACGCCAAGGUCAUGCUCUGGGACAUGCGAUCGCAGGCGCGGGACCCAUUGCAAACGUUCAAGGAUGCGACUUCGUCCAUCACGAGUUUGACGAUUCCACCAGACUCUGUUGAGGUCAUCGCGGGCAGCGCAGACGGGCACGUACGCGCGUAUGACCUGCGAAUGGGCAAGGUAUUCGAGGACUGCAUUGGACAUCCCGUAUUAGCUGUGACAACCUCGCCCUCGAAUCACCGCGAGACGAUGCUCGUCACCUCAACCGACGGAAAACUGCGUCUUUUCGACCGCAUGAACGGCAAGGUCCUCCAGACGUUCUCAGGUCACAAAGUUGCGCAGACACGGUCCAAGCCGGCGUUUAACCGUGGCGAAGGAGCAGUGAUUGCCGGCGACGAGGAUGGCAAUAUUUGGAGCUGGAAUGUCCUGGACGCCAAAGCGCUGAACAACGGACCAGCACAGGUGCACAAGAAGGCAAUUACAUCCGUCGUCACCAACCCGAACGGGCGAGAGAUGGUGACGUGCAGCCUCGACGGCACAAUCAAGAUCUGGAGCAAGUAG